UCAUGGCUAGAACUUGUUCGUGUGGUUCGGCCACAAGACAGAGUUCCCAUUCAACUGCCCUCUCUUGAAGUACUGUCGGAGCAUGAAGGGGACAGAGAUCAAGGUGAUAUUAAAGACAAUGAAAGCAGCUCAUCCAUUAUCUUUGCUGAACUCACCUCAGAAAAAGAGAAACCUUUUGGUGAAUCUGACAUUAAAAACGAGAAUAACAACUUGGUGAGCCGCACUGCUGAUUUAGUGAUCAGGAACAGCAGUGAAUUUGAAUCGUCCAUUGAGCUCCAAGAAAAUGACUCGACCGAUUUGUCUAUCAGACCAGUUGUCAAGCAUCAGCUGCCACUGGGGCAUAGCUCAGACUUGGAAGGGAAUUCUACAUCCACGGAUGAGUCCUCUGAAGGCAAUUUGAACCUGCUGGAGCAGACAGAGGUUCGGUACCACCUGAUGCUGCACAUCCAGUUGCAGCUGUGUGAGCUGUCCCUGCGGGACUGGAUAGCCGAGAGGAACAAGCGGAGCCGGGAGUAUGUGGAUGAAGCUGCCUGUCCCUCCGUCAUGGCCAGUGUUGCAACAAAAAUAUUUCAAGAAUUGGUGGAAGGUGUCUUUUACAUGCAUAACAUGGGCAUUGUCCACAGAGAUCUGAAGCCUAGAAAUAUUUUUCUUCAUGGCCCUGAUCACCAAGUAAAAAUAGGAGACUUUGGUCUGGCCUGUGCAGACAUCAUACAGAAGAGCUCAGGCUGGACCAGCAGAAAUGGAAAGGGAAUGCCGACACAUACGUCCAGAGUGGGGACCUGUCUGUAUGCGUCACCCGAACAGUUGGAAGGAUCCGAGUAUGAUGCCAAGUCAGAUAUGUAUAGCCUGGGUGUGAUCCUGCUCGAGCUCUUUCAGCCAUUCGGGACAGGAAUGGAGCGAGUAACAGUCUUAACAGGCAUAAGGACUGGUCGGAUACCCGAAUCCCUUAGUAAGAGGUGUCCGGUACAAGCCAAGUAUAUCCAGCUCCUAACUGGGAGGAAUGCAUCACAGAGACCGUCUGCUCUUCAGCUGCUGCAGAGUGAACUUUUCCAGACAACUGGAAAUGUUAAUCUCACAUUGCAGAUGAAGAUAAUAGAGCAAGAGAAGGAAAUUGAAGAACUAAAGAGGCAACUCAGCCUCCUUUCCCAGGACAAAGGGCUGAAGGGAUGAGAGGGAAAGUGGGGCCUAGCUGUAUAGCCUGAAUUAUGCUGCCCACCAUGGGAAAGUGGACUUACACUCUUUGGGAGGCAUCCAGGCAGUGGGACCAAGACCUGUCCUC
This is a messenger RNA of Peromyscus leucopus (white-footed mouse), 1279 nucleotides long. Its product is annotated as eukaryotic translation initiation factor 2-alpha kinase 1-like. The record is from RefSeq and is a predicted model, not a curated record. The annotation marks the transcript as partial. Gene Ontology annotation, molecular function: ATP binding; protein kinase activity. The transcript has a single exon. NCBI's taxonomy places the organism in Eukaryota, Metazoa, Chordata, Mammalia, Rodentia, Cricetidae. Gene Ontology annotation, biological process: protein phosphorylation.